AUGGUGACAGUUACAGUACAAGCGAGCGAGAGAAGGGUAGUCAUCUUACUCUCCUUCAAUACAUUAAUCAAGCGAGUCCAGCAAACUGACCCAACCGACAAUCUGACAGCGCUUCCGGGCCAUCAUCCUCAACCAGCACAACCCCCCAACGCCACCACCACCCCUUCCCCCCCCCCAACCACAGCCACUUUCCGCCUAACCUCCGGACCGGCCUACGCCCUCCAACAAGACUCACCUACCCGUGAUCCGCCUGAACCUGCAGCACCUGCAGCCCCAGCACCAACAACAAUAACCAAAUCCCUCAGCGAGACAAGCUACGUCGGGGGUCCGCCACGACUGGGUGGUAAGUACCAGCAGGCGGUACCGGGCGUCGCGCUCCUCACGGAGGCCGGGUUUGAGGGAUGUGCGGCUGGAGGACCCGUUCGAUGAGCCCGCCGGAGCUGGUGCGGGCGUUUCAGCGAUCAGUGAUCUGUUUUCACGAACAAAAAUUCCGCGGCGCG
This is a messenger RNA of Aspergillus aculeatinus CBS 121060, 500 nucleotides long. RefSeq lists its product as uncharacterized. NCBI's taxonomy places the organism in Eukaryota, Fungi, Ascomycota, Eurotiomycetes, Eurotiales, Aspergillaceae. The transcript has 2 exons. The record is from RefSeq and is a predicted model, not a curated record. Bases 1 to 429 code for a protein of 142 amino acids.